AUGAGACCAGAUUACAUGGGUGUUAUGUUCUUGACGAGCGCUGUCGUGUCGUUCAACGCCGGAAUGUGGCAAAUCUUUCGCCGAAAUGAGAAAAGAAGGCUAUUGGAGAACCACAAAAAUUUGUUAAAGCCAGCUCUACAUGAAGUCCCACCGGACGAUGUACCCAUUGAUGAGUUUGAAUUUCGUCGUGGGGACUUUGAGGGUACAUUUGAUAAUGAGGGUUCCGUACUUGUAGGACCGCGUGCACUUCCCUCAUUUAAAGGCGCAGCCACCAACGACGAAAGUAAAGGCGGUUUUUUUGUUAUGACCCCUUUUGAAGUGGCUAACACGAAGCAGUUCAUAAUGGUGAACCGCGGGUGGGUUCCCAUUGACGCAGGCAAGCACCGCACGUUGUUGAUGCAGUACAUUGGAGAGGGUUUCGCACCGGGCUCCGUGCGGGGAAUCUUCCGCCGUGAGGAGUUUCUCGGUGGAUCACUUUUCUGGGGAUCAAACGAGGACAACGAGGGACCUGUGGCCGCCGAUCUUUCCUGGCUUGUGCUGCGCCCAUGGAACAUGGCGUUGGAUUACUACAAGCGACGGUGGGGACCGCGCAACCUUGAGGACUCUGUCGCCCAGCACGGCGCACACCACUUUUAUCUGGAGAUGCUGGAGGACUACUCUGGCGACGACCAGCGGAUGGUGCGUGGGCACGCGUGGCCAUGGCGACGAAGUACGGAGGAAGUGACGUACGUGCAUCUGCUGCCGGUUGUGCACACCAUGUAUGUCUUCUUCUGGUUCUCUGUGACGAUUGGGUCACUUUAUGGUAUGGGCAGAUGCUAUCAGCGGCAGAAGGAGCUUUUCCGUUUGCGAAAACAAAUGACCGCACGGACAACGAUGCUGGAGCGGAAACGUCAGGAAGAAGCACAGGCGUACUUGAAGGCCAUGGAAGAUGUGGAGCGACUGAAGAAGUUGGGUGGAGCAUCUGCUGCACAAUUAGGGACACAGCAAUCAGAAAGCAAUGAAACAAAAACAAAGUCGUAA
Trypanosoma theileri is the source of this 1020-nucleotide messenger RNA. RefSeq lists its product as uncharacterized. The transcript has a single exon. Gene Ontology annotation, cellular component: membrane. The coding region runs from base 1 to 1020 and encodes 339 amino acids. NCBI's taxonomy places the organism in Eukaryota, Euglenozoa, Kinetoplastea, Trypanosomatida, Trypanosomatidae. The record is from RefSeq and is a predicted model, not a curated record.